Messenger RNA from Populus trichocarpa (black cottonwood), 1713 nucleotides. Its product is annotated as probable galacturonosyltransferase-like 9. Lineage: Eukaryota; Viridiplantae; Streptophyta; Magnoliopsida; Malpighiales; Salicaceae. The coding region runs from base 269 to 1405 and encodes 378 amino acids. The record is from RefSeq and is a predicted model, not a curated record. Gene Ontology annotation, molecular function: glycosyltransferase activity. The transcript has a single exon. Gene Ontology annotation, cellular component: Golgi apparatus.
AUAUAGAAACCUGCAAAAACUUCCUUCCCCAUUUCCAUAAUCCAUACGCGGAGAGCAAGAAGCAGCACAUACACGGUUGCUCAUAAAUUUCUAGAGUCUCUCUCUGGGACCGAGUGAAGAAAAAGUAUAGGAAAACCGCGUUUUCUUGGAAAACUCUAGCAUAUAUAUACAUAUCAAUUUCAUCCUUCACAUUUUGACCAUUCUUUGAUUUUUAUUCAAGAAAACACACCCCCUCCUUGCUUGUUCUCUUCAAAAAGGCCGAGCCCAGAUGGUUCAUUUCCGGUUACACGCCGGCGUUUUAUUCUUCACCGUUGUUGUUCUUUUCCCUUUACUUUGCUUCGGGAUUCGUUCAAUACCGUCGAGGGAGGGGAAUAGCGGUGCAGUUGAAGUGCUCAACGGGUUUCGAUUCGCUGAAGCGCCGGAGUAUCGUAACGGGAGAGACUGUCCUGUUUUAACAAGCAAUGGCCGGUUAGUCUCCUCCUGCGACCCUUCUUUAGUUCACAUAGCCAUGACUCUUGAUUCUGAGUAUCUACGAGGCUCAAUCGCUGCCGUCCACUCGGUCCUCAAACACGCUUCCUGCCCAGAAAGCAUCUUCUUUCACUUCAUUGCGGCAGAGUUCGACCCAGCAAGCCCGCGGGUCCUUUCCCAACUGGUGCGAUCCACUUUUCCAUCGCUGAAUUUCAAGGUCUAUAUAUUCAGAGAAGACACCGUAAUCAAUCUAAUCUCUUCUUCCAUCCGGCAAGCACUAGAAAACCCAUUAAACUACGCAAGAAACUAUCUGGGUGACAUGCUGGAUCUCUGCGUGGAUCGGGUCAUUUAUCUGGACUCUGAUGUCGUAGUUGUCGACGACAUACACAAGUUGUGGACCACAACGCUUAGUGGGGCUCGGGUGAUAGGGGCACCCGAGUAUUGCCACACAAAUCUCACCAAGUAUUUCACGGACGUGUUCUGGUCCGACCCGGUGAUGUCAGGGACGUUCACCUCGGCGAGGAGGAAGCCGUGUUACUUCAAUACUGGGGUGAUGGUGAUGGACUUGGUGAGGUGGAGAGAAGGGAAUUACAGGGGGAGGAUAGAGAAGUGGAUGGAGGUGCAAAGAAAGACAAGGAUAUACGAGUUGGGUUCACUGCCACCGUUUUUGCUAGUGUUUGCCGGGGAUGUGGAGGCAAUGGAUCAUCAGUGGAACCAGCAUGGGCUUGGCGGGGAUAACGUGAGAGGGACUUGCAGGUCAUUGCAUCCCGGUCCAGUCAGUUUGUUGCAUUGGAGUGGGAAAGGGAAGCCCUGGGUGAGACUUGAUGCUAAAAGACCAUGCAAGGUUGAUCAUCUGUGGGAGCCUUAUGAUUUGUUCAUCAGAAACAAUAAAGGUUAUUCCUAUUCUCGCAAUGAUCAUCGCCGGUCUUCAGGAUAAAACAGGGGCGGGUUCGUUCUUUUUCAAUUUUUUUUCUUUUUCUGGGGGGGUUUACUCACUUCCACAAAUUUUGAAGAAAUUCUAUUCUUUGAUAUACUUUUUGUGUACAGAUUAAAAGGUUGGAAUCGGGAUUGAGAUGGUUUGGGGGUUCAAUUCUUUUAUGUUAAUCUGUGAUGUUCUUUCCAUGUAGGAUUUCAAUUCAAUGUUUCUCAGGUUCCAGUGCUUAGAACAUUUUUGCUGGAUUUCAUUUUUUGUAUGUAAUUUAGCCAUUGAGAGAGGAAUAACAUACAGUUCAUUUUUUUCUUCAA